This is a messenger RNA of Colletotrichum acutatum, 708 nucleotides long. RefSeq lists its product as uncharacterized. The transcript has 4 exons. Lineage: Eukaryota; Fungi; Ascomycota; Sordariomycetes; Glomerellales; Glomerellaceae. The coding region runs from base 1 to 708 and encodes 235 amino acids. The record is from RefSeq and is a predicted model, not a curated record.
AUGGCUGCCAAGAGAACAAUUGCGACGAGUACCUACGUACUUUUGAUUUUACCUUUGACCUUGAAUGCGGUACAGGUCGCGUUUAACAACACUGCCAGAACAAGAAGCUCAAUUGAAGAUGGAGUGACCUCAGUCAUCAACUUCAAGCAAAGCGCAGCAGCAAGCGACACGACACGGCACGACAACCGGCAGGAGCGCAAGGCCGAAGGGACCGAGUCCCAAGUUCCCAAACCAACCUGCACUACACUACGGAUACCCAACCCGACAUCAUCAGCUCAAGGUGCGCACCAGCUCAAGCUCCACCUCCACACUUUUGCUUCAGGUCCUUGCCGCUACAGCAAACCAAGGUAUCCGUACAGCUACAUACAAAGCUACAGCUGGGAAUACACGGUACCCGACUACGCGCCCAGCCAGGUACCUCGCAACUCUGACGGAUACAUCACCUCACGCGCUUCACCUCAACCUCACCUCAAAGAAUACCCACCCAGACCGAAAAGCCCUGAGAGCUUCAAGGUCAACGACAAUCCCAAGAGCUUUCCAUCUGUCAUUGACGUUGUCGCUGUCGCCAUAGCUGCGGUCGGCACCACACUUGCCUCACUUGCGCGCCGCCAAUUCCACGCACCUCCAUCUCUUUCUACCUUUGCCACCAAAGCAUUGCACACGCAUCACUCACCGGGCCUAUCUCAUCAACGUCCACCACUUUUCUAA